AUGGGCAAGGCGUUGGAUCAAAUCUCCCGGUCGCCUUUCACACGCAGAAUUGAGCGAGCAAAACUCCCCCGGCGGUUCACUCAGCUCACGUUUACCAUGUAUAAUGGCAGGACAAAUCCCGUAGAGCAUGUAAGCCACUUCAAUCAAAGAAUGGCCGUUCAUUCUAGAGACGAAACCCUGAUGUGCAAGGUCUUCCCAUCCAGCCUAGGACCCGUAGCAAUGAGAUGGUUUGACAGCCUGAAGGUCGAUUCCAUAAACUCCUUUAAGGAGCUCACCCAGGUGUUUGGUUCUCGCUUCGUCACCUGCAACAAAGUCCCUCGGCCCUUAUCUUCCCUACUAUCCUUGAGUAUGAGAAAGGGAGAAACCUUGAAAACAUACUCGGACAGAUACUGGGAGAUGUACAAUGAGAUGGACGGUAACAUUGAAGACAUCGCCAUCAACACCUUCAAGAGCGGCCUCUCGACCGAGCAUGGUUUAAGGAAGUCCCUAACGGGAAAACCUAUCACGAAUUUGCGCCAACUCAUGGACCAGAUUGACAAGUAUAAGAGGGUCGAGGAAGACCAGCAAUUGGGUAAAGGAAAUGAUAAGGUUAUCCCUUAG
Quercus robur (English oak) is the source of this 600-nucleotide messenger RNA. RefSeq lists its product as uncharacterized. Bases 1 to 600 code for a protein of 199 amino acids. The transcript has a single exon. NCBI's taxonomy places the organism in Eukaryota, Viridiplantae, Streptophyta, Magnoliopsida, Fagales, Fagaceae. The record is from RefSeq and is a predicted model, not a curated record.